Penicillium cinerascens is the source of this 687-nucleotide messenger RNA. RefSeq lists its product as uncharacterized. The record is from RefSeq and is a predicted model, not a curated record. Lineage: Eukaryota; Fungi; Ascomycota; Eurotiomycetes; Eurotiales; Aspergillaceae. Bases 1 to 687 code for a protein of 228 amino acids. The transcript has a single exon.
AUGUCAACCGUCUCCAAAAAGAAGACACCUGGAAUUUUGCGAGCCCUGGGGCGGGACUUGCACCUGACAUCCGUCAACGAACAGACAGCCGAGCUAGUCAAGACAACAAACCACACCCUUGCCCAGCUUCAAGAGGCCCAACGCCUGCGUCAGCUGAAGGAGCCUCUUCUUGAAGCCAGCGAGUGUAGCUGGAUUGAUCACACUCUUGAGGAUGUGGCCGAAGCAGCCCGCGAAGCAGCUAUCCUCAUUGAACCCAUGAGAGUCGAGCAAGAGACCCGCAACGGAAAGGUCACAUUGGGGCGGCAGCUGCGUUGGGUCUAUCGAGAUAGCCAGCGCGCUCAGAGCAAGAACCAGCGCCUGUUGGUGUGUCAUCAAAGCCUGAUGGUGGUCUUGGGCCAUCUCCAGCGGCUGGGUCGUCCCGAAUCUGCCAUUGCCGAAUCACCCGUCGUACAUGAACUUGCAGCCGAUACCCUGUCAAAAGACAUGGUUUACAGCCUAUCAGAUCAGAACAGACUGUGGUCUGGAUCCAAUGGAUCCACAACGGAUGUGAUGGAGGUCAUGAGGACAAAAAGCCCACUGAACUACGAGAUGCAUGAUAUGUUGGCGUGGCGUCGGUCUAAGGGAACUUCGACUGAGAUGAAACCUGCUUUAGGCCCCACCACCGAAGAACUGGACAUCGGCUCGUGA